CUCUGGUUCUUUAGAGUCUUCUUUGAAAUUGAAGACUUCUGCAGAUGAGAGGAAUGAAGUAGAGUAGAGCUUCACUGACAAACGUCUGCGAUGAUACAAAAAGAGUUGGCGACAAAAUGUUUGAGAGGGUAGCAGAAAUCAAUAGAAUAAAAGAUGUCUACUAUCUACUGAGCUCGGUCAUUGUUUGAAGACACGGUGCUCGUUUUGGUUGACGUUUUUCACAAAGUAGCACAAAUGAUGGUGCCUUCCUGCUCCUGUAGUACUUUUUUUUUGGAGUCUGCAUUCGUUUUAGUCUGCCGCUGCCCACCACGCACUUUCUGAGCGCAAGAAUUGUCUCUGUGAGGAAUCAGAAGCUAUGUCCUCUGGUGGAUCGUCGUGUGCCCCGCCCUCGAGUUCUGCUACAGCAGCCUCAGGGGUCGCCAAUAAUGCACUGGCACAGCGACCGGGCGGUAUCUGUGCUGCCGAGUGCAAAUUCGUUUACGGUACGGGGAGUUACAGAUUUGUACUGCAGAAGGACUCGAUCGCGAGGAGUUCCAGCAGCACCCUGUCUUCUUUGUCCGCGCCCGCAGAUCAUGCAGUAACGGACACAGAGGAAGCGACACCACCGGGCGCCGUAAGAAUCACCGGCACAGUGGUUGUGGGUUCGAAUGGGACAACGUGCGUCAUUACCAACGGAGUUCUCUCCGCGUUGGAGCUUCGGUACCGGUUGGACUGUUUGAGCACCGGCUGCCCCCUUUGGCAAGUCGAAGCUUCCCGCUGCAGUUUAGUGGAGUACUCUGGAGAAUAUUUUUCCCUAAGAACGAGGAGCCAGCAGGACGGCAAGGGGGCGCCGUGCUCAGUGCUCUUCACUGGAGUAGAUGGCGCCCGGUCUUUAAUUGGCCGGGACGGGCCAGACGCAGUUGCGGAGCGGAGCGGCGUGAACAAGAGGCCGGCGGGUAUCACUGCUAAGAGGGCCGACGCCUACUUUGGUUAUUUAUUUUCAUGUGAGGGUCUAGGAUACCUACAUAGUUCUCGCCGUCCAACCCAUCUAAUCUUGCAAGAGGAAGCGAGAAGACCUCACUCCGAACUGCAUCAAUGGAGGAAAAGGAACCUGUUUGAAAGGUUGUACUCAAGGUAAGAAACUGAAAAAAAGCACGAAGUGAACAUAUCUUAUCUACAGGCGAUAUCAGCUGCGGUGCCGGUGCGCGGUUGGCUGAACUGUUUCUGACGUCUGCACGCAAGGAAUCAAUGCGUCAAUUCUUGACGAUGCGGGAGUAUGACGAGGAGCGCAAGGGCUAUCUGAGCCUGAAGAGGGGCGGGGUUCCGAAAGUAGUGGAGAUCCUCGAGGACAAGCUGCCCGCGAUAGUGGAAAAAGAGAAGGAGCACACUCGUCCCAACGCCGGCAAGGAGUUAUGGGUGUACCGCCUGACCCGAUGGGGCGAAAUAUUGAAGAAGGAGGUAGAGAGGGAACAGGCGGAGGCCGAAAACUCUGCCAAGCGGGCCAGGUCCGGGCGCUAGCGAUGCUGGAAGGGCAGAGCGAAGUAGAGCCUUUAGCUCAACACGCGCGCACACGUCUCCAGAAAACGAAAACCUACCGCAGUCAUCUUUUCACUUUUGUAAGGUACUUAUAGGAUACUGCCUUGUCCUCACUAAAUGCAUUUUUCUUACAAUAGAAGGGGCAUUGAUACAAGGCUAGCACUCUUCUAAAUUUUUCUGCUAAAAGCGCUGACAUUUAUUCCGCUAAAUCAAGCACCGUUUUUCGUUGUUAACCGACACCAAAGCUGCAAGAAAACUGUGAAGAGGAUAAAGAGCUUUUCUCUGUGGGGGAGACAAACACAAUAUUUUGCCAUAACAUAAAUCAUUUCAUUUCAUGAAGGAUGGACAUGAAACAUGUUCCGCUUCAUCAAAGCAUGAGCAAAGCGGAAAGGGCAUCGAUUUGGCCGCGAUUCAAAGACACCAGUCUCGUGUUCGAGGAAGUAGUGCGUGUGCGCUCAUUUUUUUCUUCCCG
This is a messenger RNA of Amoebophrya sp. A120, 1987 nucleotides long. NCBI's taxonomy places the organism in Eukaryota, Dinophyceae, Syndiniales, Amoebophryaceae. The record is from the annotation of a GenBank genome assembly.